This is a messenger RNA of Haliotis rubra (blacklip abalone), 4279 nucleotides long. RefSeq lists its product as uncharacterized. Gene Ontology annotation, molecular function: protein binding. The coding region runs from base 1 to 3462 and encodes 1153 amino acids. Gene Ontology annotation, biological process: signal transduction. The transcript has 14 exons. NCBI's taxonomy places the organism in Eukaryota, Metazoa, Mollusca, Gastropoda, Lepetellida, Haliotidae. The record is from RefSeq and is a predicted model, not a curated record.
AUGCCGACAGCGGAUUGUUCUCGUCAACACGACGGAGGAGUGGAUGACACCACUAGUAAAACACAUGUUAGUAAUAGAGCGACGCCUGCAGGAAACAGAAAGGGUCUUGUAAACGGCGACGCAGGAAAUCUCCCAGAUACGCAAAUCUCUAACAAACCCGAUUAUGAAAACAAAGGCUCAAACGAGAACGUGUCUAAGAGUGAUUUAGGACGAAAGUCUACCAGUCCGGAAGCUACAUCCAGUCCCAGUAAAUCAACAGGUAGACGGCAGGUUAGUUUUGAGAAGGGUGAUCAGGGGAAAGAGGCAGACAAGGAAGAAGGACAAGCCGAUGCCACCUCGAAACAGGGUAACCAACAGAAGGCAGGGGAUCUCCCUGGCUCGGGCUCCCAAACUGUUUACACUCUACGGAAUGAAGGAGAGAUUGUGAACAUCAGUACGUCCGACCAGCCCGGUACUGUAGGUGUUGAGGAGGAGGAAGAGGACGAGGAAGACGAAUCGGAGGAGGAUUCGGAGGAAGAUUCAGAGGAGGAAACAGCAUCUGAAUCCGAGGUAGAAGAAGAUACUAUGGAUGGAAAACACGAAGGAGUUGUCAAUGGAGACAGUGGACAACAUCCAAGGAUUACUGUGCCGUGCCAAGACCAUUCUGGGAAAUACCACUCAGAGUUGUCAGCAAAGCCUCUCAAAGAUUUCGUGCUCGAAAAGGAGGAUUUUCAUGACAACUUUGUCUCCAUCGGCAACAUUUAUUCAGAAUGUGAACACGUGACGUCAUCAAUUAACAAACAGUUGAAGGAAUUACGUCAAACUACCAAUGAGUUGAGCAGGCUCAUUAACCGGAAGUUCAGAGAGGAGGACCUGUCCUCGUGGGUUGAUUCAGCGGGUGAUGAAGCUGAGAGAGAAUUCCGUCUGAGAGAGGAAAGGACGGCGCAGGAAAAAGCUGUACUUGCAAAGGCUGCAGAAGCACGCGCAGCCCUCGCUAAUGCAACGAGUGGUGUCGCGGAAACUCACGAGAUCAUUGCCCAGGCCGAGGCUGACGCAGCAGAAGCGGAAGCCACAGCCAAAAAGGCUCGAGCACAUGCAGAUGAUGCUAUCAGAACAGCCGAAGAAGCAAAACGAGCAGCGGAAGAGAAGAAAAGGGUGGAAGAAGAGGCGCGGAAAAAAGCUGAAGCGAAGGCAAAGAUAAAAGCAGAGGAAGACAGGAAGAAGCGUAAGGAAGAGGAGAAGAGGUUGGCAGAAGAAGCGAAGAGGAAAGGAACAUCUGUUGACGAUGAGAGGCAGAGAGAGAUGGAUGAGAGAGAGGCCAGAGAGGCAGAGAGGAAGAAUCCGAAGAACUGGCCGCGAUACAUAUACAGUAUUGACGGUGGUGACUUUGAUCCUGGUGUUGGCUGUAUCAUCCGGGCAAUACAGGGCAGCAUGUCACGUGACGACGUGGAGGUGAAGCGACUGGACCAACUUUCCGGGGUUUUGUCUUUGUAUGAAAACGAGGAACUCAUAAGCAACAUUGUGCAUGUGCAGCCAAACGACAAAGAGAAAUCCUUCACGUUUGAAGAGCCAUUUUCUCUUGCCAUCCCUCACUGCGCCCCGAGGUCUGGGCUGGGCAGGGAGCCGGUCAUCAAGAUGCUGCAGCCCAAUGGACGCUGGACAGACUUGCCAACGAACGACGUGCACUUCGAGGACAUAAAGGAGCUGCGUUUUGUUGAGGCUAGGUUAAAGCGGUUUGGUACAUUCGCCGUCAUCUACAAGAUCAAGAAGGACACGAUGACGUUCACGAAGAAAGGGGGAAAGGUGACAUCCUCGGUUGACUCCCGCGUCACCUUCACGGCAAAGCAGAUGUGUUUCAAGCAGAAUGCCAGUUUCAACCUCGAGGUUCAGUCAGUGGACAUAUCAUUAGUUUCGGAUCUCCGCAAGAAGAGGUCGGAGUGUUCAACGUUCCUUGCAUCGAGUCCCAUCAUCAAACUCGGAAGUCUUCUUAAAAAGUUUCAAAAACCUCUCACAGUCACCCUUCCCGUUCCCCCGAACCCCUCAAGGCUCAAGAGGCCUGGGACGAGCGUAAACAGGGAAGAGAAAACGGACAAAAUAGACAUUCGUCCGGCCACUGCCAAGCCAGGAGUCAUCUUCACCAAGAAGGAAGAGGAAACACCAGUGGACGGCCUCCAUCUUGUGCAGUAUCUCUCUGACGGCACAUGGGUGAAGGUUACCGAUGUCACAUUAGUGCAGGCCAAGAAUAAAGAUAUUGUAACCUUUGAUAUCAACAAAUUGUACGAAAGAUUCUCAAUAAUUAGAACUAAGCUUGAAGCGACAAACACACAAGUAGAACAGAUCGCAGCUACCCUCAAUGAGGCAAUUCCGCAGAGGACAAUCCAGCUGUUCCUCCGCCAACACAGUGAGAACCUCAAUGAGAUCCUCAUUUCCUGUUCUAAUGUGUCUCGCGUGGACAGGUCUCUACGAAAGCUUGAAGACGAAGGCUUCGAGGAAGGACCACCUCUCAGCAAGGAAAUAAGUGUGAAAGAAGGCCAAAUCAUUUAUCUCAAGUUCAGGGGAAACCUCAAACCAGAGACAGAUGACUUCAAACACCAGUUUGUCUUCAAUUCACAUAUAUCAUGUAGAGUGGAUUUCGCUGUUGAAACCGUGGAUACAUUUGCACAAAAAGGUUUUGACAGUUACCGUGGAUUUGCUCAGUUGUUCACAGAAGGUCUCGUGCCCAAAACACUCCCUCCAGCAGAAGACAACAACAGAGAGUCAAAGCGUGGGAAUACUCAAAAACCUCAACCACGUGUUGUCAUGGUGAUAGGAGAAGUCCUAAUUUCAGAGCUGCUUAUGACAAUACCAAAGCCAGAGCCAGAACCACCGAAACGUUUGUUAACAGCACCUUUAUCGAAUGCAUCAGAAGGUCCUGUUGAUAACGAACUGCUGUUUCACCUCGCACGAGAACUUGGGGAUGAGUGGAAAAAGUUAGCCCAGUACCUCAACGUCAGGAGGAUGCGUAUUCAGGCCAUCUUGAGACAGAACGUCAACAACGACAACACAAACAAGGUCUACGACAUGCUGACGACAUGGUCGAAGCGAUUACCGAGAGCAGUUGAUAGGGUGGAUAUAUUGUACCACGCCCUGAUGUCUGCGGGCCGAGGAGACCUAGCAGCGGAACUCAGAGAAAGGAAGAUUGAGUUCAAACGUCAACGAUCUUUUAGUGCUAGAGAUUCCUACCUUCGGAAGGCGUUUGUGAAGAUAGCGCGAGAUCAGAGCGUGACCGUGAACUGGAAGCACUUUGCGAGGCGGUUGGGUGUGAGCGACUCGGACAUGGUGGAUAUUGAAAGGAGUCGUCCCACCAGCCAGGACCGGUGCUACUCCAGUCUGCAACUCUGGCGGGAACAGAACGGAGACAACGCAACCCUAACCACACUCUCACAAAAACUCAGAGUCUGCAGAUACCGACAACUUGCAAAAGACAUUGAAUCCAUUGCCUAGACGGCCGUGACUGUGAGGGGGACCUAAUCUCAAUCUACACCACAGGCAAUGAAUAUGAAAAUAUGGUACCAUAGCUACGUUCAUCAUAAUACAUAUUCAGAACUGUAUCCUGGUAGUCAUUUUUGUUAACAUAGGGGAUGACAGGACCCGUGCAGUCGUGACAGCCCUUGUAUAUUUGAACUGGUUUAUUUAUUAGUCCUCCAAGACUAGGUUAUUUUUAACUGUUGCAAUACUAUGAUGUCAUUUUGUUCAGUUAAUUUAGUCAGUACUCUUAGAAUUGUAAAGUUGCAUUUGUCAAUAAUGAAGCUGUGCAUCGGUUUAAAAAUACUUUCAUGAUUCAAUGAUGAGUCAAAACUUGAAUGGUAAAUUGUGGUCAGACAAUAGAAGUGCAAUUCAUCCGUCCACAAACUAAAGCAGUGCACAUGGUAAUAGCGCACGACUGUGAUAAAAGUGUACAGUAGCUUUUUGAUAGACUUUCAGAUGAUAUUCAUGCUAUAUCUGUGAUAUAUAAUACUUGCCACAUUUUUACAUGUUUCAUAUUUAACUUUCACAGUAGCAAAUACUUACUGGCCGUUCGCAUAUAGUGUCCAAGAUAUUCGGCAAUCUAUUGGUAUCUUUAUACUUAUUUACUCAGUUGUACUGGAUGUACAUGUAUAUACAGUUAUGAUUUUUUCACAAGACAUUCUGUUAAAUUCCAAUUGCCAAAUGACUCUCCAGUAUUUGUAGAUUUAUGAAUAUAUCCUGUUUUACAUUUAUUUGAUCGUAUAGAUUACCAUGCACAUGUAUACAGUUGCUGCAAUAAACUGUUACCCGUUUC